This is a messenger RNA of Lynx canadensis (Canada lynx), 3697 nucleotides long. It is a transcript of the gene FBXO33, whose product is annotated as F-box protein 33. Gene Ontology annotation, cellular component: SCF ubiquitin ligase complex. Gene Ontology annotation, biological process: SCF-dependent proteasomal ubiquitin-dependent protein catabolic process; positive regulation of protein ubiquitination. Gene Ontology annotation, molecular function: protein binding. The coding region runs from base 159 to 1835 and encodes 558 amino acids. The transcript is spliced from 4 exons. NCBI's taxonomy places the organism in Eukaryota, Metazoa, Chordata, Mammalia, Carnivora, Felidae. The record is from RefSeq and is a predicted model, not a curated record.
UGUAUAGACUUUGGACACGCGUGAGUAGAGUUUAAGGAGCCAGAAGCUGGCUAUCUAGAAGCCACACCCGUAGAGGCCUUCCCCCCUCUCCGCAAUUUCUGUUGCAUUUGGUUCCGCCGAGACCCACGACGGUUCCGCCCCCUUCUUCCUUGUCAUUGAUGUUGUUGUUCUUGUCAGUGCCGCAGCCCCGACCGCCGGGAGCUCGAACCCGAGCCGGGGCCGCCCGGGUGGCGCGGUGGCGGCGGCAGCGGCUGCGGCUGCAGCAGCUGCGACGGCUGCGGGGGCUGCUCCGGGGACUGCGGGGACGGCCGGGGGCUGGCAGCCGGCGGCGGGGCCGGAUGGCUCUGUGCGGGCAGGCGGCAGGCGCCGCGUCGCUGCCCAGCGAGCUGAUCGUGCACAUCUUCUCCUUCCUGCCCGCGCCUGACCGGCUGCGGGCCUCGGCUUCCUGCUCGCACUGGCGCGAGUGCCUCUUCUACCCUGCUCUGUGGCCCCAGCUCCGCAUCUGCCUCCGCGUCUCCCCCGCGGAGCAGCCUCGGCUCGAAUUCCUCAUGCGCAAGUGCGGCUGGUUCGUGCGAGAGCUGCGUGUUGAGUUCGCCGCCGAGAAUUACCUGAGCGGUGGCGGCGGCCCAGGCGACGGAGGCGGCGCGGAUCCUGGGACUGGCGGGGAAGAAGUCGAGGCCCUGCAGCUCUCAACCCGUUGGCUGGAAGUGCUGCGCACCUACUUAGAGCUGGUACUGUGCGUGCUGGUCAGCAUCCGGAACAACAGGAACCUCCAGAAGUUUAGCCUUUUUGGAGACAUAAGUGUUCUACAACAGCAAGGAAGUUUGUCAAAUACAUACCUCAGCAAGGUGGACCCUGAUGGCAAAAAAAUUAAACAAAUUCAGCAGCUGUUUGAAGAAAUACUGAGUAAUAGUAGGCAACUGAAAUGGCUGUCCUGUGGGUUUAUGCUGGAAAUAGUAACCCCAACCUCACUGUCAUCUCUCUCAAACUCUAUUGCCAACACCAUGGAGCACCUGAGUUUGCUGGACAACAAUAUUCCUGGUAACAGCACCCUGAUCACCACAGUCGAACUGGAGCGAUUUGUGAAUCUACGCUCACUUGCCCUGGAUUUCUGUGACUUUACAGCCGAGAUGGCAAGAGUCUUAACCGAUAGCAACCAUGUGCCUUUGCAGCGACUGUCUCUCCUGGUCCACAACGUUUCCGUGAUGCACAAGUCUCUGGACAACAUGCCAAAUGAUGAGCAUUGGAAAGCCUUGUCACGAAAGAGCACCAGCCUCCGGGUCUAUAUAAUGGCCUUUGAUAUCAAGAGUGAAGAUAUGUUAAAGAUUCUGAAACCCAGUAUACCACUAGAGAGGAUUCAUUUUGACAGCUACAUCACUUGUGUUUCAGGAGCUAUUGUUGAUCUUAUAUCCAGGCAGUAUGAUAAGUUCCUCACUCAUUUUAUAUUAAUGAAUGAUGUGAUUGACACGUCUGGUUUUCCAGAUCUUAGUGACAACCGAAAUGAAGAUCCAUUGGUUUUAUUAGCAUGGAGGUGCACAAAGCUCUCUCUUCUGGCAAUUCACGGUUAUACAGUGUGGGCACACAACCUCAUUGCCAUUGCUCGUCUUCGUGGCUCUGAUCUAAAAGUACUUGAAGUCACUGAAGAAAGCAUUGAUUUUGACCAAGGUGAACUGGCCGACCAGGAUGUGGAUCCAGUGCAUAACCUUAUUGAGCAGGUAUCCCUGGGCCUGGGUCAACCUUGGCACGCGGUCAUGGACAUCGAAUCACUCAGUGUCUUCACUGAACCAAAUCGUCAUUUUUACAGAGAGAUGCAGAGCUUCAGCGAAGACAUUUAGCUUUUUUUAAAAAUGUACAAUUCCUGUGGUUACAUAUGCAAGUAGGGUCCUAUUAUGUUUUUUUUCAGUAGUGUGAAUUAAUCCCUUUGUGCUGUGUUUAAUCAGUAUUAGCUUUAUAGAAUUAUAUAUGUAUAUUCUACUUCUUGAUCAAAGAACGUAGUCGGGUAUUGGUUUAGAAGUUCAAAGUGACAGUGUAUAGGGCUUUCACGGUUAAUGGACUUGUUAUCCAACCUUAAGGAUAUACAACCGAAGGUUGUCUGAGGUUGCUGGCUAACUUUAUUUUUCACUGAGUUACUCUGCCUUUUGAUGUUUUUAUUCUUUGUGUGUCAGAGUUCAGAGCUCAGGAGCCAAAAUAUUUUUAUACAUAUAUAGAUAUAUAUCCAUAGCCUGGUGGAUUUGUAUGCAAUGCACCGCAUUCAUGCAUUGUGACAGCAUUUCAUUAAUUCUUAUUUGAAAUGGAAGAAGGGAGGAUAGUAUGAUCCCAAAUGAGUUAUCUUUAACAGAAAAGCCAAGACUUUAACUUUCAUUACAUAUAUAAUAGUUGACAUCACCAAUUACCAUUCAGAAUUUUGUAUAGUACUAGGUUAGAACACUGCUUAAUCCUUUUUUUUAAAAAAAUGCAUUUACCUAAAUGUGAAUACUCAAAUUGUUAGACUUUUUAAAAACUAUAUCUGACAUAAUUUAUUCAUCAAUUACAUUAUACAUUCAAGUUAGCUUUUUAGCCCAGAUUUCAAAUAGUGGAGGAAGAAACUGUAUUCCAGGGUAAAACCUCCUAAAGCAAAAUCUUUAAAAAACCGAGCUGUAAACACAUAUGCUUGCAAACAAACAUUAGUCGUGAAAUCCCUAGCAACGAGUCACUGGAUUUUUCUCUGUCAGCGCGCGUGUCAGCUGCCAAAGAAUAGACUUAACUGAAGAAGUGCCCACAUGCUGGCAGGGGCCGGCCCACUCUGGCCAGCCAGAUACUGCUAGAUUGUAAUAUUUAAGGUCGAAUUUCGACCUGUGGUACACAGCUGUGCUGUGGCUCAGUCAGCAACCUCAGAACUCUGAAAAAAACAAAACAAAAAAAAGAAAAAAAAACCAUGCACCUGUUUCACUGUGAAUAGUGAAUGUAAAGGAAAGAAAGGAAAAACUGAAAACUUGUUCUAUCACAGGUAUGAGCUGCUAUGAUACAUGAAGAACAUUCCAUGAAGUAUGUUUUAAAACCUUGUUAUAUCUGAGAGGCUUUAAAAGCCGAUUUAACUGUUUCAGGGCAACCGCGGUACAGACGUGGUCUCUGUGAGACUUCCACCUGACCCCAGUUUUAAGUGGUACGAAUGUUGUGCAUUUAAUGUUAAAGGACAGUCUGCAAUAAUAAAGUAAGUAGCCAACGUGGGUGCCCAGCAGUGCUGAGACCUGGCUGCUCUAUUGUAAGCUUUGGAAACACAAUUUAUGCAACAGAUGUCCAGAUAUGAUUCUAUUUAUGGAAAAAGUUUAUAUGUAUUUUACAAAUGGUUUUACCAUCUUAUAUUAAAAUGACCUUUUGACAGGUGUGCACUGUUUUGUCUCCAGUGAGCACAUACCAUGAGGAUUUUAUAUGUACAUCAGUAGUGUGAAUCCACUGGCACAGUGUGUGUAAAUGCCAGAUGUGGUGAGAUUUUAUCUUAUAAAUGUGAUCGGAUAAAAUAAAUCCUGACAGAAACUGUAAGGAAACCAGCUGAAUGUUUGACCUGAUGACUGAUGUUGUAUGGUUUAUGUUAAAUGUAUAUUCUUUUAAUCAACGAAUAAAGCAUUAAAAAGUGAUCAUUGUAAUAUACUUUAUUGUAUGCAAAGCAUGAAAACUUUUAGUGUUAAAUAAACUGCAAUCAUCCUUAUAUUAUGUAUAA